GGUGCAUCUGAUGAACCUUUUCCACCUCUGCAGCAACUCAAUAAGGUUAGGGCUUGUUUACUGCUGACUGAUUGACAUCUCAGCCAUGGCCACUGUUACCUAUCCUUCAUUGGUGCCUACAACCUUGGACCCUGGGAACACAUCCUCAGCCUGGCCUCUGGACACCACCCUGGGGAAUGCAUCUGCUGGCACUAGCCUGGCGGGCCUGGCUGUCAGUGGCAUCUUGAUCUCUCUGGUGUAUCUGGUGGUGUGUGUGGUGGGUCUGUUGGGCAAUUCGCUGGUGAUCUACGUGGUACUGCGCCACACUUCCAGCCCAUCAGUGACCAGUGUCUAUAUCCUCAAUCUGGCACUGGCCGACGAGCUCUUCAUGCUGGGGCUACCCUUCCUGGCUGCUCAGAACGCCCUGUCCUACUGGCCCUUUGGAUCUCUCAUGUGUCGACUGGUCAUGGCCGUGGAUGGCAUCAACCAGUUCACCAGCAUCUUCUGCCUCACCGUCAUGAGUGUGGACCGCUACCUGGCUGUGGUGCACCCCACACGCUCGGCCCGUUGGCGCACAGCACCUGUGGCUCGCACGGUCAGUGCAGCUGUCUGGGUAGCCUCAGCUGUGGUGGUGCUGCCUGUGGUUGUUUUCUCAGGAGUGCCCCGGGGCAUGAGCACGUGUCACAUGCAGUGGCCAGAGCCAGCGGCUGCCUGGCGCACGGCCUUCAUCAUCUACACGGCCGCAUUAGGCUUUUUUGGGCCCCUGCUGGUCAUCUGCUUAUGCUACCUGCUGAUUGUGGUGAAGGUGCGGUCGACCACACGGCGGGUGCGGGCGCCCUCGUGCCAGUGGGUACAGGCACCUGCAUGCCAGCGGCGGCGGCGCUCUGAGCGCAGGGUCACACGCAUGGUGGUGGCCGUGGUGGCACUCUUCGUCCUCUGCUGGAUGCCUUUCUAUUUGCUCAACAUCGUUAAUGUGGUGUGCCCGCUACCGGAGGAGCCCGCCUUCUUUGGCCUCUACUUCCUGGUGGUGGCGCUGCCCUACGCCAACAGCUGCGCAAACCCCAUCCUCUACGGCUUCCUCUCUUACCGCUUCAAGCAGGGCUUCCGCAGGAUCCUGCUAAGACCAUCGCGUCGAGUACGGAGCCAGGAGCCAGGGUCGGGCCCUCCAGAGAAGACGGAGGAGGAGGAGGAUGAAGAGGAAGAAGAGAGAAGAGAAGAAGAGGAGCGGAGGAUGCAGAGAAGGCAGGAGAUGAAUGGGAGGGUCAGUCAGAUCGCACAGUCCAGCACUAGUGGACAACAGCAACGGCCCUGCACAGGCACUGCCAAGGAACAGGAGCUCCUUCCCCAGGAGGCCACAGCUGGGGACAAGGCCAGCACACUGAGCCAUCUGUAAGGACCGUCAAAGAGCCAGCAUGGUUCAGAAGAGAGCAGAAGCUGUGCUUGACCUAGGGGCACGAA
Messenger RNA from Grammomys surdaster, 1437 nucleotides. RefSeq names its product somatostatin receptor 3 (gene Sstr3). Gene Ontology annotation, molecular function: somatostatin receptor activity; neuropeptide binding. Gene Ontology annotation, biological process: neuropeptide signaling pathway. The transcript has 2 exons. NCBI's taxonomy places the organism in Eukaryota, Metazoa, Chordata, Mammalia, Rodentia, Muridae. Gene Ontology annotation, cellular component: neuron projection; membrane. The coding region runs from base 86 to 1372 and encodes 428 amino acids. The record is from RefSeq and is a predicted model, not a curated record.